GUAGAUUUUGUGCUGAUGUCGGAUCUUUUGUGCUCUUUGGACAACGCAAAACAAGCAAACAAGCUUAGUUCCGCUGUAGUGCCGUUACCCGUGCAACGGAGCCACAAUCCAAACAUUUGACGAUGGAAGACCUGGAAAAGACACUGAAGAGUCUCCCUGAACUACUGCGACAGCGAGAAGAAGCGCUAGCGGAAAGGGAGCGAGAGGUGAAGAAGCUACAACAGGAUUUGGAGAAAGAGCACCCAAAUCUUGGGAAGCCUUCGGACGUCUUGCGGCUGAACGUUGGAGGAAGGAGGAUCGAUGUCCUUCGCAGGACACUGAUUCAAGUGGAGGGGUCCAUGUUGGAGUCCAGAUUUAGUGGCCGAUGGGACGACGGCUUGGACAAGGAUGUUGAUGGAAUUUUCUUUAUUGACCAGCCCCCGGAUCUCUUUCUGAUGCUUGUUGAUUUUCUCCGUGCCAAGCAGACUGAAACUCCGCUGGCAAAGUUAACCAAACCGCCCCAGGUCAACUGCGGAAAAGACGAAGAGGAUUUCAAACGAAUUGUGGAAUACUACGGUGUCACGUUGGCCGUGUAUCCCAUCGGCUUGUAUCGCUUGGAGGAGAAAACCACCCCAACCAGCCCAGAAUGGGGACUUUGUGGUCAAGGUGAAUGCAACAUCGAAGCGCAAGAAUGGACUACGUUUGCUCUGAGACCUCUGGAAGAUUGCCACGUACGGUAUAUCGAGUCCUACGAAGUGACAAUCGAACCAAGUUCAAAUGCUCAGGUCGGCUGGAUCAGUUCCUCCGAUCAGAAUAUGCCCCAGUACCGGAGUUCGGAAUCCGGACGUGGCGUUGGGUAUGGCUCUCGCAGCAUGGCACUAGAUUGCGUCAAGGCCUGUGUUGCAGUUGGAGGCGCCACGCAUAAUCUGUCUUCCAGUGUCGCACUGGGUACCGAUGGCACAUGCACAUGCACAAUUCGUUCGGAAAACCAUGGCAACCAUUGGUAUAUUGAUGGUCGCCUAGUGGCAUCCACAAGUAAGAAGGGGGGCAACGUCUCCGAGUUCACGUUGAACGAUGGUAAUGAGUGGAUUCCGGCUCUAUCAAUCAAAGGCAACUGCAGGAUUUCCAAGAUUGAGCUACAAUUGUAGCCAUAAUCUUUUCCCAACGAAUGGGAAACACCGUUACUAUCACUACUGACAGCACCAUUGAUGACACACCAUUCCAGACACCAUUUCAAGCAGUCGGUCGCUUCCUCAUUCUUAAUCUACUAGUAGAGGAAGAAUGUCGUCAUUUCAUGCUGCUGUUUGGUUGUUGUCUUCCACCGUGU
Molecule: messenger RNA, 1306 nt
Organism: Seminavis robusta
Lineage: Eukaryota; Bacillariophyta; Bacillariophyceae; Naviculales; Naviculaceae
Source: the annotation of a GenBank genome assembly